AUAUCAACGAUAUGGAGACACUCCUAUAAGGGUGGUCAGUGGAAACCAUGUAUCAACAAUUCCUCAGGAGGCCUACCUGAGUCAAAUGGAUAUAUUUAUGUUGAGGCAAAUGGCGGUCUAAAUCAGCAGAGAACAUCGAUAUGCAAUGCAGUUGCUGUGGCUGGCUAUCUUAAUGCAACGCUUGUAAUUCCUAAUUUUCAUUUCCACAGCAUUUGGAGAGAUCCUAGCAAGUUCAGCGAAAUAUAUGAUGAGGAAUAUUUUAUCAAGACCUUAGAGAAUGAUGUACGCAUUGUUAACAAGAUUCCGGAAUACAUAAUGGAACGCUUCGACCACAACAUGACUAAUGUCUACAACUUCAGAAUAAAGGCAUGGUCGUCCAUUCAAUAUUACAAGGAUAUGGUGCUUCCGAGAUUACUUGAAGAACUGGUUAUUAGAAUUUCACCUUUUGCAAAUCGAUUGUCGUUUGAUGCUCCUCCUGCUGUUCAACGGCUUCGAUGUUUAGCAAAUUAUAAAGCGCUAAGGUUUGCUAAUCCCAUUUUAUCCUUGGGAGAGAUUUUGGUUGCGAGGAUGAGAGAACGCAGUGCCAGUAAUGGUGGCAAGUAUAUUUCUGUACACCUUCGCUUUGAGGAGGAUAUGGUUGCGUUCUCGUGUUGUAUUUUCGAUGGUGGACAUAAAGAGUUGGAAGACAUGAAAGCAGCGAGAGAAAAAGGAUGGAAAGGGAAAUUCACAAAACCGGGCAGAGUCAUACGUCCUGGUGCCAUAAGGAUUAACGGAAAAUGUCCGAUGACUCCGUUAGAGGUUGGGUUGAUGCUCAGGGGAAUGGGAUUUGACAAUAGCACAUUUAUUUAUUUGGCAUCGGGAAAGAUAUACGACGCGGAGAGAAAUAUGGCUCCGCUUUUGGAGAUGUUUCCAAAUCUGCUUACGAAGGAAAUGCUGGCAUCACCUGAAGAACUUUCCCCAUUCAAGAACUUUUCUUCGAGGAUGGCUGCUAUAGACUAUACGGUUUGUCUCCACAGCGAGGUGUUCGUGACGACACAGGGAGGCAACUUCCCUCAUUUUCUGAUGGGUCAUAGAAGAUAUUUGUACGGCGGACACUCCAAAACUAUCAGGCCGGACAAACGCAAGUUGGCAUUGCUUUUUGAUAACCCUGCCAUUGGAUGGAAAAAUUUCAAGAGACAAAUGUUGAGCAUGAGGAGUCAUAGUGAUUCCAAGGGAUUUGAUCUCAAAAGGCCGAACGACUCGAUAUACACCUUCCCUUGUCCAGAUUGCAUGUGUUUUACGAACAAAUCAAACGAUACGAAAUCAUCGUUAGCCUCGUGAUUGGUUGAGAGUGGAAAUGUAUUGUUGUUGCUGCUAACCCAACAUUUUCUUUUGUGAUUCUUUCAUUUUUUUUUUCACCUUCUGACACAGCAAGAAAUGGGUUGAUGAGAGCAUAUUGGGUCUUGACUGAGGCAUUUGGAAGUGAAGCUGCUGCUGUAUCUAACCAUAGUGUUUUUGGUUUUGUUGUCUUUGUUUUUGAGAUGUUCUUUUGUGAUAGGUGGUUGUUAGAUAGACUUCAGAUUUAUACUGUAAAAGUGAGUGUAGUUUUCUUAGAUCGUCUAAUUUUCAGUCAAUAUUUUACUUUUCAAGAAUUCGUUUUUCAACCCUUAUUUGCAAUUAAUUGUACUAUACUUCCUCUUCCGAAUCCUGCUGGGAAUUAGAUUUUCAUUGUUGUCGGUAUGA
Cucurbita pepo subsp. pepo (vegetable marrow) is the source of this 1722-nucleotide messenger RNA. Lineage: Eukaryota; Viridiplantae; Streptophyta; Magnoliopsida; Cucurbitales; Cucurbitaceae. The record is from RefSeq and is a predicted model, not a curated record.